Megalobrama amblycephala (Wuchang bream) is the source of this 1471-nucleotide messenger RNA. RefSeq names its product H-2 class II histocompatibility antigen, E-S beta chain-like. NCBI's taxonomy places the organism in Eukaryota, Metazoa, Chordata, Actinopteri, Cypriniformes, Xenocyprididae. Bases 97 to 855 code for a protein of 252 amino acids. The record is from RefSeq and is a predicted model, not a curated record. Gene Ontology annotation, molecular function: MHC class II protein complex binding. Gene Ontology annotation, biological process: positive regulation of T cell activation; antigen processing and presentation of exogenous peptide antigen via MHC class II; immunoglobulin production involved in immunoglobulin-mediated immune response. The transcript is spliced from 6 exons. Gene Ontology annotation, cellular component: membrane; MHC class II protein complex.
GUAUAUAGGCUGAUUGGCUGUUUGUUAUAGAUGUUCACCUCAUGAACAAAGUAUUGCUGGAUUCCUCUUCAGUUGGGACAGUCACAGUGAGGGAAAAUGUCACUGCCGAAGAUCUUGAGUUGUCAUCUCAUACUGAUGCUGUCUGCAUUCACUGGAGCAGCAAAUGGAUACUACCAUUCUAAUUGGUUUAGAUGCAUCCACAGCUCCCGUGAUCUCAGUGACAUGGUGUUCGUUUUGAACUAUGUCUUCAAUAAGGAUGUGUACAUACAGUUCAACAGCACUGUAGGGGAGUUUGUGGGGUACACUGCACAUGGAGUAUAUAAUGCAGAAACAUGGAACAAAGAUCCCAACCUUCUGCAGCAAUGGAGAGCUCAGAAGGACGUAUACUGCACACAUAAUGCUGAAAUCAGACAGUCAGCUAUCGCUGAUAAAAAAGUGCCACCAGAGGUUAAGCUCAGUUCAGUGACUCAGGCCAGUGGCAGACAUCCAGCUAUGUUGAUGUGCAGCGCUUACAACUUCUACCCACACCAGAUCCAAGUUUCCUGGAUGAGAAAUGGUAAAGUUGUGAAGUCUGAUGUGACAUCAACUGAGGAGAUGCCUAAUGGAGACUGGUACUACCAGAUUCACUCCCACCUAGAAUACACUCCCAAAUCUGGAGAGAAGAUCUCCUGUGCUGUGGAUCACGCUGGCUUAACUAAACCCAUCAUCGUAGACUGGGAUCCCUCUCUUCCUGAGGCUGAGAGGAAUAAAAUUGCUAUUGGAGCCUCUGGUCUGGUACUGGGAAUCAUCAUAGCAGCUGCUGGACUCAUUUAUUACAAGAAGAAAUCAACAGGGAGGAUCCUGGUCCCAUCUUAAUCAUGGUCAGACUGACUGGAAGAGGAUUCAACUUGACUCAUGGAUGGAGAAAUCACUUUCUGAACUUUACACUGAUGUCUCAUUUUUAACAACAAAUACAAUUUUGGAAAAUGAAAACAAUAACAACAAAUCUAAUAAAUUUGAUAUUUGCAAUUUUUAUUGAAUGUUGAUGAUAAUAUAAUGAUGUAUAAAAUAUAGAGAUUAUAGAGAGAAGUACAGAUUAUUAUUCUUGCUGGCUUUUUCCCCAGUACUUUUACUGGAUUAACAUGCAUAUAGGUUCAUAACAUUAUAAAACACAUUCUUGUAAGUCUUUGUUACUAAUAAAUAUCAGUCAGGCUCUGGGUCUGAGAAAGGGUACUCUGAAGUCUUUUCUGAUUACUAUUUUACUCUUAAUUACCAUAAAACAUAAAGUUGCGCAGUCUUAUAUGUAAUAUAUUUGAUAGAUUUUUUUUGCAUAAAUUACACCAUUCUUUCAUUAGACUUAUUCAUUCUGACAAGGAUUCUACUGUAUGAUUUGAUGACUGCAAAAUGUCCAUGUUUUCCUUUUCAGUUAGAAACAUUUCUUGAUUCUAUGUUGUAUGUUAAAUUCAGCUCUAAAUAAAUGUCUUUUACAAAA